Messenger RNA from Corylus avellana, 945 nucleotides. It is a transcript of the gene MUB4, whose product is annotated as membrane-anchored ubiquitin-fold protein 4 precursor. The record is from RefSeq and is a predicted model, not a curated record. Gene Ontology annotation, molecular function: protein binding. NCBI's taxonomy places the organism in Eukaryota, Viridiplantae, Streptophyta, Magnoliopsida, Fagales, Betulaceae.
UCUCUCGACUCGGCCAAGGGGAAAGGCAAAAAGGAAGCCCAAAGAAGAAUAAAAAGGCAGAGAAAAAUUAGGCAAAUAGAAUCACACCAAAUUUAACUCCUAUUAAGAAACCAAAGAAGCUCAAGCGUCAAGAUCGGGUCUAGGGUUUCCCUAUCUAUCUUCGGAAUCAACCUGGCCUCCUCGAAUCUCUCAGGUCUCUCUCGUAAACCCUAAAGAAAGCAAAGCUAGCGAUUGUUUAAUCUCAUUCCAGGCCUGUAGGUGAUUCUUGCGGCGGAUUGGGCGCUGGUUUGUGUAGAGAGGGUGGUGAUUUGAAACGUUGGCAUUUAAUUGGUUAAAGAGCUCAAAUGCCGGAGGAGGACCUGGUUGAGCUCAAGUUCCGAAUCUACGAUGGAUCAGAUAUUGGCCCCUUCCGCUACUCGCCGGCCUCAACCGUCGCGAUGGUCAAGGAGAGAAUCGUGGCUGACUGGCCAAAAGAUAAGAAAAUUGUGCCGAAGGGAGCAAAUGACAUAAAACUGAUAAAUGCUGGGAAAGUAUUGGAAAACAACAAGACUGUUGGCCAGUGUAGAGUACCUUUUGGUGAGCUUCCAAGAGGGGUUAUCACCAUGCAUGCUGUUGUACAGCCAUCUUUAGCAAAAGCAAAGACAGAAAAGAAGGUUGAUGAGGCCCCAAGGAAAAAUAUUUGUUCGUGUUCCAUAUUGUAAGCGUUAAGCUUGUGAGGCUGCCUUGGGGAUCUUGGGACCUCCUAGGCCACGAAGAAGAGUAGCCGCUGGAAAGACAAUAAUUUGUGACGGUCCCAUCCCUCAUUGUUACAUGUUUGUUGGAAGGCAUUCUUGUGUAGCAGUGCCUGUCGGUGAUGAUGUAUUUGCAUUUUAUAAAAAUGGGUGUUUGAUGUAUUUCGGUAGCUUCUGUAUUACAUAUUAUUCAAUUAACAUAUAUAAAAGCCUU